Serpula lacrymans var. lacrymans S7.9 is the source of this 1226-nucleotide messenger RNA. RefSeq lists its product as uncharacterized. Bases 170 to 493 code for a protein of 107 amino acids. The record is from RefSeq and is a predicted model, not a curated record. Lineage: Eukaryota; Fungi; Basidiomycota; Agaricomycetes; Boletales; Serpulaceae. The transcript is spliced from 5 exons.
ACUCUCAAGUAUAUUGACUGCAACCAUCUAUGACCUUUCGCAGCUGUGUCCCUCUGUCAACAGUUAAGACAAUCAGCACACAGCAUUAGCUUGCAUCAAUCCACAUUCAUUGAGCCUGACAGACCUCGUGAGCUUUGACAUUUGACAACGGGUCAAUAUUCCACUAUCGAUGCUUCCUCCAGGCCCGGGGACAUCACUUUUCGCCAUACUUUGCCUUCAUGCAAAUUGCACGUCGCAUGCAUGCACUGCACAGCAGAACUCCUCGGCUGUUUCACCUUUUCAACUUUGCACAUCCAUUCCGGACAUCAGUCCAAACCUCGGUCUUCACUCAGCUUGUUGCCACACACCUGCACCUCCUUUUGCACCUUGGCUCCCUCUAAUUUACGUUUCCGUUCAAUGUACACACGCCAAUUCUCCCAGCCUCAGUGCCACUGAUAUUACCCUUUCUGACAAUGGUUAUGGACGUCAAACAAAAAUGAUAGUGGUAACUUGAUCUCCAUUUAUUUAUAUAUAAAUCCACAGGUUUGCCCGAACCGUCUCUCGUGGAUGCCGGCCCCAAGGCGUGCAGCCUCCCCUUGUUCGAAACUCAAUGGUAUUGUUCGGACCUUAUGAAUCACCAGAUUUCGUCAAGAUAUAGCCUUGGCAGAUUAGUUGGUACGUGUAGUAUGCAGGAUUGUUCAAAUCAAGCCCGCUUGUUUCAGCAGACUAUAUAAACGCCUGUCUGUUGAUGUCUGCUUCUCUAAGGAUCCCCCGUCACUGUAAUCACUACUUUACUUGUAUAUAAUGUACCUCCCCGCCUUUCCCCUCGGGACGCACUCCUCUGAACACUCACCAAUACACUGGGACAAUCCCCCUGUCUCCUAUUGCAGUCAGAAGCUCUUCUCAACCAGCUACGGUACAUCGACCAGCAUCAAAGUAGACUGUGGACAAAGCAAUUGUCCAACGUCAAGUAACUACAGCCCUCGGCCCUCAAAGUAAACUCUACAUCUUUGUUAUUCCAUCAAACCGUUACCUAUCAUUGGGCUGGUUAAUCAUACCUCCGUAUUCGUUGGUUGAUGAACGAUGAUCUUUCACAAUUCACACACAUACACACUCAUCAUGAUGUUUCCCCAUUCAAUUGCCCUAUACGGUCUGUCUCGUAGUCAUUGCCUUCCCCCUGGAUUGUCACUCGAUGUAUAUGUAUCAUAGAUAACUUUUGAACCCAACUUGGACUCUGAACUUGAUCU